AUGCGAAAAGUGGUAGCCCGUGGCGGUGUCAAACUGCAAAAGACAUGUCGCUAUUGCAGUAUUGCAGGACAAGAAGUCAAGCCUGCCAACGGCUUGAUCAAGCGAACUGCCGGCGGUGUCAAACGACGCAAAAAACUUUUCCAGACCGAUGAUUUACGAGAGGAUGAAAGCGGCACUCAUGCUCUCGCCAUGUUUAACUUGCUCUUUGUCGGCUGGAAGAACGUGCUCAGCGCCGUCGAUUACAAAUCACUGUGGACUGUACUGGUUGAACAGGGCGUCGAUACCUCUUGCAUCAACUUGCUAAAGGAAGCUAACUCUGGCUGUUGCACAAACAACACAUUGCUCGUUGUUCGAUAUCCCGACAGGAUUCCGGUAGCGAAGGGCAUCAAACGAGGCCAAUCGUCCUUCAAGGUUUUCACGCCAUCGAAAAAUAUACCGGCUCGGUCGUCGCCCGCGUUGCCAAGCACCGCGCAGGCUGGUGGAAGACUGAGGCAGAUGCGAAAAGUCGCCGAUCAGAACCUGCUCAUUGCCCUCUGCCAGGCGGGGGCGUGGCAGCACAACGACGCCUGA
This is a messenger RNA of Soboliphyme baturini, 570 nucleotides long. Lineage: Eukaryota; Metazoa; Nematoda; Enoplea; Dioctophymatida; Soboliphymatidae. The record is from the annotation of a GenBank genome assembly.